This is a messenger RNA of Clarias gariepinus (North African catfish), 2656 nucleotides long. RefSeq names its product fatty acid amide hydrolase 2a (gene faah2a). The record is from RefSeq and is a predicted model, not a curated record. Bases 229 to 1872 code for a protein of 547 amino acids. Lineage: Eukaryota; Metazoa; Chordata; Actinopteri; Siluriformes; Clariidae. The transcript is spliced from 11 exons.
UGAUGAUGAUGAUGAUGAUUAUUAUUUCUGGUGACUUUGUCCAGCAGUAGUGUGUCCUUGACCCGCUGGAGCUCGUGCUGCUGGUUUCCGGUGUCAGGGGAAGGUGCACCUGUGAUGUUCCGCAGUGUCACGGCGCUGUAGACUGGGGGCGGAGUGACGGAGUGACGGAUCCGGUUCCAGCGGGGUGAGCAGGCGGACCGCUCCCUGUCCUGUCCGGUUCCGCUCGUCAUGGCCUCGACGCGUCUGGAGCGGCUCUGUGCUCGGCUGCUGCGCGCGCUGGUUCAGGCGGUUCUGGCGCUGUUCCGGCUGCUCGCGGCUCCGCGGCGGGGGGGGGGCUCGGACGGUCACCGGGGGCUGUCCCCCAUCACCGAGCCGCUGCUGCGCGUGCCCGCCGUCCAGCUCGCGCGGAACAUCCGCCGCAAACAAGUAACGAGUGUUCAGGUGGUUCAGGCCUACAUCGAUCGCAUCCAGGAAGUCAACCCACUGAUCAAUGCUUUGGUUAAAGACAGGUUUGCUGCAGCGCUCCAAGAGGCAGCACAGGUGGAUAAACUGAUAGAGGAGGAGACGGGAGGAGAGGAUGUACUAGAGGAUAGGCUUCCUCUUCUCGGAGUGCCCUUCACUGUGAAAGAGGCCUUCGCCCUGCAGGGCAUGCCCAACUCCACAGGACUGCUGAGCAGGAGGGGGGUGAUUUCAGGAGGAGAUGCCCCACCUGUGGCUCUGUUAAAGCGGGCUGGAGCUAUUCCACUGGGCGUGACCAACUGCAGUGAGCUUGCCAUGUGGCUGGAGUCUCACAACCACCUUUACGGCAUCACCAGGAACCCUUAUGACCUCGGGAGGAUAGCAGGGGGCAGCUCAGGUGGAGAGGGAAGUAUAAUAGGUAGUGGAGCGUCUGUGAUUGGAGUGGGAUCAGACAUUGGAGGAAGCAUCCGAAUGCCUUGUUUUUUUAACGGUAUUUUUGGACACAAGCCAACAUCAGGUAUAGUGAGUAACAGAGGUCAGUAUCCUCCAGCGUCUGGACAGCAGCCAGACUUCCUCUGCACAGGCCCGAUGUGCCGCUACGCUGAGGAUCUCCUGCCCGUGCUGAAGAUUAUGGCCGGACCCAAUGCAGAAAAAUUAUCCCUCUCUGCUAAAGUGGAUCUAAGGAAACUCCGGUUCUUCUCAGUUCCUCAUGAUGGAGGAUCACCUCUUCUGUCUCCUGUAGACCCUCAACUCAUUCAGGCACAGAAAAAAGUGGUGGAACACUUAGAGGCUGACUUAGGGGUUCAAGUUGAAGAACUGCGCAUCCCUCAGCUCAAAUAUUCCUUUCAGAUCUGGGGAGCCAUGAUGUCCUCGCCUGGCAGUGAUGGAAAGGCCCCUACUACGUUUGCUGAGCUCAUGGGCGGAGGAGAGAAGAGGGUGUGGCCUGUGUGGGAGCUUUUCAAAUGGUUCCUUGGAUUGUCCUCUCACACCAUGGCUGCUAUAGGUCUGGCUCUGGUGGAGAUGUUUCAUAGCUCAAAGCCGUCUCAGUUCAUUCUUCAGCAGAAAGAGAGUUUGCAAAAGGAUCUGGAGGAGCUUUUGGGUACUGACGGAGUGCUUUUGUACCCUUCACACCCUCAGCUCGCACCCAAACACCACCAGCCCCUGGUCACCCCGUUCAAUUUCUCUUACACAGGGAUCUUUAAUAUCCUCGGGCUGCCGGUGACCCAGUGCCCUUUAGGACUCAGUGAGGAGGGUUUGCCCCUUGGACUGCAGCUUGUAUCAGGGAAGCUACAGGAUCGUCUCUCUUUGGCUACGGCUCUGUACCUGGAGAAAGCUUUCGGUGGAUGGAGGGAGCCGGGUGUCGAAGAACACACACUAAACAAAACCUUAUAUAAUGACAGUAAUGCUGCAUAACUACUGAAGUGUCAAUGCGUAAAGUAGUUAAUUUAACUCCUCUAAGCUUAGGGUUACCACAUUGUAAUGUGAGUAACAGAAGAUUAACUAUAGACAGAGGUUAAGGAAGGAAGGAAGGAAGAAAGGAAGGAAAUACUGUAUGUAAUAUUAAUAUAAUAUGAUACUGAGGGUGCCAUUUAAAUUGCAAUGAAGGUACAGUUUAAGUUUAUUACAAUUAUUGAGAUAAUCCAUAUAAUUUAGAAGAAAGAACGGAAGAACAAAUGAAAGGAUGGGAAAAAAGAAAGAGUUACGCAUUAUUAAAAUAUGGAAAGGGAAAGAAAGAAAGUAAGAAAGAGACUAUUGUUGAAAUAGAAAAGGAAGGAAAGAAGGAAAAUAAAUGGAAGGGAGAAGUACUGUACUAUUAAAACAUGCCACAGAGAUCAAACGUGACAUUUUAUUGUGAAGGAAGACAGGAAAUAGUAAAUAUUAAUAAUAUAAGACUAAGAAAAAUUAUAUAAGAAAAAGUUAAACUACAGUUUACAAUUAAAUUACAGUUGAAGUAAUAUACAGUAUCUAUGUACAAAGGAAAGGAAUUGUGUUACUACUGACACUUUACAAAGAGAUGAAAGAAAUGUAAAACAAUUAAUGUGUAAUUUCAUUAUGAUUUUUUACAGUUAGGCAGGUCCCUAUAAACACUUAUUAAAGAAAUGAGAACUAAGAAUGGAAUGGGAAUUUAUGCAUAUUCAAAUGUUUGUGUAAAAUAAACAGCAUUCAAAAAAUAAAUAAAUAAACGUUUAAUCUUUGA